Molecule: messenger RNA, 970 nt
Organism: Lentinula edodes (shiitake mushroom)
Lineage: Eukaryota; Fungi; Basidiomycota; Agaricomycetes; Agaricales; Omphalotaceae
Product: ribosomal protein L22/L17
Exons: 4
Coding region: 187-879 (230 amino acids)
Biological process (GO): translation; ribosome assembly
Cellular component (GO): ribosome; mitochondrial large ribosomal subunit
Molecular function (GO): structural constituent of ribosome
Source: RefSeq, a predicted model, not a curated record
CCGUACUUCUGAAUCUUAGAAUCUCACUCUCGCGAUGCACAGAGGUCUCCUCAAUGUGACGCGUUCAAUAUCUACUGCUCAUCCGACGCAUGCCUUUGUUGUUGGACCUUCUCGGUCGAUUCAAAGACGUCUACAAACCAGAAAGUCCGCCACAAAUUAGUUAUCUUUCUUCCGUUACCUGAUCCCAUGCAAAAUAGUGCGAGUACCUACAACCCUCUCAGUUGGCUGAGACAAAAGCUUACAGCGGACCGCCGAGAAAAAGAGUCGAAGGAGGAUAUUCUAGCAGCCAAGGCAGAAGCGAGAGAAGAGGGCCAGCUCAGCUUGUUCGAACAGACUAAAUCAGUCGUUCAUAGAAUGGAGACUGCUGCUGCGAAGAAAUCUUCCUCUGUCGCUUCAGCCAAAGUUGAGAAGCCCAAAAAGCCGCUGCCGACUUCGCAUAAAUAUUCUACGACCUACUUCAAGAUCUCUCCUCGAAAACUCAACAUGUUAGGUAAUCAGAUUUCUGGGCAACCGAUAGACUAUGCAAUCCUGCAGAUGCAAUUUAGCGAAAAACGGGCCAGUAAACGAAUCAUGAACAUGUUGGCUACUGCAAAGGAUCAUGCAUACCGAUAUAAGCAUCUCGAUAAUUCCAAAUUAGUCGUUGCCGAGGCAUGGGUGAAUAAAGGAAAAGUCCUCAAACGAAUAGAGCCUCGAGGACGUGGGCACAUGGGUAUUCGCAAACACAAGCAAGCUAAAAUGCACGUCGUGCUGAGGGAAGGGAAGUCUGUGGAGGAGCAGAAGGAGAAGGAACGGGCGUACAAGUUGAAGAGAAUAAUCGCCGCCGCGGCGGUAAGGGAAGAUAAGCCUAUACGCAAUCCAGGAGCUAUGUGGGCCUGGUAAAUAUGUAGUGUAAUCUACUUGCUAAUGAAGAGGCUUCCCCGUCCACAGACGCGCCCUGGAAAUAGGCGCCCUGGGCGACACGUCGUUUAAA